GGCCAUGCUGCUGUCCGCCGCCUCGCUCCGCGCAUCCCGCUCCUCCGCAGGUGAAACCGGCCGCCGCUGCAUCCCCGCGUCCCGGGUUGACUCACAGGCCCGGCGCGGCUAGGCUCGGCCGCAGCGGUUCUCCCGAACUGGAUCCGCCGGAACGGCCCGGAACGCGGCGGCGGUGAGAAGGGGGAGGAAGAGGAGAAAGGCUCCUUAGCAACAAACCGGUUUCAUGGCAUUAUUGGGAUGGACGGGACACUGAGGAUUAAACUUUGACCUGUGCCAAAAAGCCCCAAAAUGAACUGGAUCAGAGUGAUAAUGGUUUAUUGAUUUGGGUUUAAAGCAGGACUGGUUUCGCUUGGUUUGUUCGAAAGCCAGACAUCUGAGGUUAUGAUCGGGUCAGUGAGACUGCAGUGAAUUAGCCUCGGGGAUUGAAUAUAGGAGGUCUAAGAUGAUUGGCAGGUCUUCUUAGUGUUCAUCUGGAACUCUGAGGUUCUUGAUUGGCCCAACAACAAGAUAUCUAAAUUCUUAGCUUAGCAUUUUUAAGGUCCACUGGAUUUACACCAUACCCUGAUGUGAAAACAUAUUCCUGAACAACACUGGACCAGAAUUGGUGACAAUAGAUCACAACUGGCUUUUGCCAAUCCUGAUACUGUUUGAGGACCAAAGGUGACUGGGUUGAAUGGGAGUAGUAACCCUCUUGAACUGGGUUUGGACCAAGAAUUGACUCGUUUUGUGUAUUGGAAUAUGAAUCUUAAAUCGGAUGAACUCUGAGUGCAACUGUAACCUCAUUCGCCAUGUCUCUCAGUAAGACCCUUGAGUUGGAGCAUUUCGACGAACGGAACAAGGUUCGCCGGGGACGCUCCACCCGACCCAAACGGGAUGACUCCACCGGCAGCGGUGGGGGUUCCGGGCCCAGUUCCAGGGGCAGCAGCCUGGUUCCCAGUCCUGCUCACAGCGCCAACUGCAGCUACUACAGGACCCGCACCCUGCAGGCCCUCACCUCAGAAAAGCGGGCCAAGAAGGUCCGGUUCUACCGCAAUGGGGAUCGGUACUUUAAGGGCCUGGUGUACGCCGUUUCUAGUGACCGGUUCCGGUCGUACGACGCGCUGCUGAUGGAGCUUACUCGAUCGUUAGCAGACAACCUUCAUCUGCCGCAAGGAGUUCGUACGAUCUACACCAUAGAUGGCAGCAAGAAGAUUACCAGUAUGGACGAACUGGUGGAAGGCGAGUGCUACAUCUGCGCCUCAAACGAACCUUACCGGAAGGUCGACUACACCAAGAUCUCCGUCCCGAGCUGGAAGCCCGGCGCCGGUACCGGAACCGCCACCGCUGCCUCCAGCCGGACCCCGACGGCGUCCACCGGAGUGUCGACGACCCCCAGCGCCGUCGCCAAAGACCGGCCCGAGGGUCGGGAGGGCAGGGACAGCAAAGACUUCAUCAAGCCCAAACUGGUGACGGUGAUCCGGAGCGGCGUGAAGCCCCGCAAGGCGGUGAGGAUCCUGCUCAACAAGAAGACGGCGCACUCCUUCGAACAGGUGCUGGCGGACAUUACGGAGGCCAUCAAGCUGGACUCUGGGGCGGUGAAGAGGCUCUACACGCUGGACGGGAAGCAGCUGACCUGCCUGCAGGAUUUUUUCGGGGACGACGAUGUGUUCAUGGCGUGCGGGCCGGAGAAGUUUCGGUACGCGCAGGACGACUUUGUGCUGACGCAUUCUGGGAAAACGGCGGCCUUUGUGAGCGAGUGCAGGACCAAAACGCCUCGUCCAGCCGCUCCUCAGAAAACCCCCAAAACUCCCAGCAGCUCCAGCUUCUCCUCCUCCAGGACUCCACCCAAAGGUUUAUCCAGGACCAAGUCACCGGGCUCAGCCAAUGAGGCGUCAGGAUCCCAGUCGGCUGUAAAGUCCAACAGAUCCAGUCCGUCUCCCACCAGUCCCGGGACGCGACGCAACUUAAAGAUCUCUCCUCGCCGAGCGUCGUCCACAGAUGUGAACGGAGAAGCCGAGCAGCCGGACGACGCAGAGGAAGUGAACGGAAACCGAUCCGUUUCGUCCUCCACCAUCAACGAGAAGUACAAGGUGGGAAAAGUGAUCGGAGACGGAAACUUUGCUGUGGUGAAGGAGUGUGUGGAGAGGUCGACGGGACAGGAGUUCGCUCUGAAGAUCAUCGAUAAAGCUCGAUGCUGCGGGAAGGAACACCUGAUAGAGAACGAGGUGGCGGUUCUGAGGAGGGUCCGGCAUCCCAGCAUCAUCCAGCUGAUCGAGGUGGACGAGACGCCCACGCAGCUCUUCCUGGUCAUGGAGCUCGUUAAGGGCGGCGAUCUUUUCGACGCCAUUACCUCCUCCACCAAGUACAGCGAGCGAGACGCCAGCGCCAUGGUGUUCAACCUGGCCGGAGCCAUCAAGUAUUUACACCGGAUGAACAUCGUCCACCGAGACAUCAAACCAGAGAACCUGCUGGUGUGUGAGUAUCCGGACGGCACCAAGUCCCUGAAGUUGGGCGAUUUCGGUCUGGCGACGGUGGUGGAGGGUCCGCUGCACACCGUCUGCGGCACGCCGACGUACGUGGCGCCGGAGAUCAUCGCUGAGACCGGUUAUGGUCUGAAGGUGGACAUCUGGGCGGCAGGAGUCAUCGCCUACAUCCUGCUCUGUGGAUUCCCUCCUUUCAGAAGUGAGAAUAACGUCCAGGAGGAACUAUUUGAUCAGAUCCUCAGAGGGAAGCUGGAGUUUCCAUCUCCAGACUGGGACAACAUCAGCCUAUCAGCAAAGAUGCUGAUCAGUCAGAUGCUCCAGGUGAACGUUGACGCUCGGUUCACUGCUGAGGAAGUCCUCUCCCACCCCUGGGUGACGGACGAGGCACCGGGAGAGUCCAACACUGUGAGCGGCACUGAAGAUCACGCCGGCGAAGAAGCGCAGGAGUCGGAUCAUGAAUCUCCGAUUCUGGAGACAAAACAAGUUCCCUCACCGCUGGUUUAGGCCACAUCCCAGUCCCACUGGUCUAAAGGAACCAACAUGGGAGCAACCAACUGGGAGCCAAAUAAUCUUCCUAAAGUCUCCAUUUACCUGCAACCGACUCCCUUUCAUUUCUAGAAAAGUCAAACUUUAAAACAUAGACAGAUGUAAUUAAACAUUCUCUACUACAUUUUUGCUCCUCAACUAGUGACUUAAUACACACAAAGUGAAGUUAUCCCAACAUCAUCUUAGGGACGAGAUGACGUUUGAUCUAAAACCAAACUGUUCAGUAGCUGCAUUUCCAUUACAAGUCUGUGCAAAACUGUUGAUAUCCCAUUAAUGUUGGGGGAAAAAACACAAUUUCACAAUUGCGACACUUCUGUUAAAAAACACAAUUAAAAUGACAAGUCUUUAAAAAUCAUGGUGCACCAUUUUCCUCAAACUACUUCCUGUCGUCUUGUUUGUCGUUUCCAGCAGUAGUAACAUCCAGUUGUUGAUCACAUGACUUGUGCAAUGGGAAAUACACUGAUUUUGAUAAAAACCACCUCAUCCUGGCUCAAAAAGGUUUUACUGAAAAAUGUUAACUUUUUUCAAAAUUACUUACAUAAUUAAAAUUAUUUGAUCAAUGGAAACGCAGCUACUGGCAGUCAGACAAAUCCACUGCAUACUUAUAGAUUUAUUCAACACAUCUACAGGAUUUUCCCUCAGAUCUGGUCAGAAAUGUUAAAUAAGUUUGAGAAAUUUGCCUUUGCUCUCAAAAACUUAGCCAAAACAAAGCCCACUAUCUCAGUUUGGACUUUUGAUUCUGGCUCCUGUUUCCAUGGAAACUAAAUCAACAGUCUUAUAUCUAGUUUCUUUUCCCUAAAUGAGGUUUAUUAUGGUUCAUGCCUAAGUUUUCAGAUAUUGGGUUAAUUUCUAAACCGGUUUAUAGAGUAGCCUUAAAUCUAUUUUAAUUUCCAGCAAACUAAACGAGUUUGCAUUAUUUAAAAUGGACCCAAAGUUUAUUUUCUCCACUUCUUUCUCUCUUUGGUUCUCUGACAUGGACUGAGUUUGCUGGUUAUUUACUCCAGACCAGCCUCUCCAGUAUUAAAUCCAGUUGAUCUCCUGGAAACCGUCCAGAGCGCGUGCCAAUUGAUCCCCAGAAGGUUUUGCACAAGGCCCGGCUCUGAUCCGUUAAAGCAGGCGCCGCUACUGAAACCAAUUCAUGCUGCUUGCAGGACUUCCAUGAACACACGGACACCAUCAAGGUGCUGCCGACUCCUUCGAUUGGACCGAAGUUUCCUGAUUAAACACCAUGGUCUGGAAUGAACUUUAAAUGGGAUUUUACUGAUUUUACUACAAAUAAGAACGGCUCUAACCUUUUCUGAAGUUCCUGCUAAACCAGGAUGUCUUCCAUUUAUCUGAAAAUAUGUCCAACUUUUGUCUCUCCUUCACUGGAGAAACUCACGUCGUCUUCUUGCCAUCAACCAACUGAGGAGAUAUUUGAGCACUGUGCCUGUCUGCGCUGCUGAUCAAGUCUCUUUUUAUUUCCAUCUUUUUAAAAAUAAUGCAGAAUCUUUGGAAAUAUCUCUCCAGAAAGAACUUUUUUUUUUUUUUCACAUUUUUUUUUCUGUUUAUCAACUGAAGUUUGAGUUGAUUGGAAGAAUCUCGGGAAAAUGAAGGCAGCAAAUCUGAAUUUUGGCUUUUCAUUAAGAUAUAAUGAGCAAGAAAGAAAAGUCAGAACUCAAAACACAUCCGUUUACCUUCACCUGAGCUGAAUCCCAUUUCCUAUUUAUAUCCAGGCUACACUGCAAAAACACAAAAUCUUACCAAGUAUUUUCAGUCUAGUUUCUUGUACAAAUAUCUUAGUACACGUGAAAUAAGAUGUAACUUCUAAGGAAGUUUUCUGCAAAAGUUAGGAGCUUUGUUUUGAAUAAAUAAGUACUUUUCCUUCAAUUAAUAUUGGUGAAAAAGUACUUGUUCCACUGGCAGAUUACUUAACUUGUGACUAGGCAAAAAUGUCUUGUUAUAAGUAAAUAAUCUACCAAUGGAACCAGUUCCUCUUUCUCAAUUUUAAAGAUUUACUUUAAAUAAGCUCCUAUAUUUUGCUGAAAAGUUACUUAUAAGUUACAUUUGUCUUAUUUCAAGUGUACUAGGAUGUUUGUACAAGAUACUAGACAAAAAUACUUGGUAAGAUUUUUUGUUUUUGUAGUGUUGCAUUGAUAAGAAAAGGUGCUAGCUCCACUGCUGUGUUUGUUUGAUGUUUUUAACAUAUAUGAAAAAAAUUAUUAUUGCAUAUUUUGAAAUACAGCUGCUCUAAAUUAAUUCAGAUGCUUAAAAGCAAGCAGAGCCUGCUGGUUCUUCUCCACCUUGCUGGAUUUAAAGCCAAACUUUAUCAUUUAAAUAACAGAGACGAUAAAAUACUUUUGUUAGUAAUAAUUCUGAAUGCUGUUGGAAAUUAUGAAAAAAUAUUUACAUUUUAGUCUGGAAAAGAGAUUUGAACGGGACUUUGGAAAUGGGAUUCAGCCUCAGGAUCGUCUUUAACUUCCGUUUUCUGCUUCUUCAUACCUUCACCUACUUUAAGACAUUCUGUUUUAUUCCUGAUCAACUGACUUACGCCCAUUUUUAUCACCUGAACUGUUCAAGCAUCGCUUUAAAGAUGCAUUUGGACUGAAUUUAAGGGCACACUGAAGUCCAAAUGAUGAGCUCUUUGCUUCUCCUCACUUUAUAUCAUUUUAGAUAAAAGGGUAAGACUGUAAAUAAUGUAGAUACCGUUCUGUCAGUGUUUGUGUGAGUCUGUUGUGAAGUAGGAAAACAGUAGCAGAUUGAAGAAUAAGUAGUGUUACAAAUGAAAAGAACAAUCUCAUCGUCAAUGCCUCAAAAAAAAAAAAAACUAAAGAAAAUGAUUUUC
Messenger RNA from Xiphophorus couchianus (Monterrey platyfish), 5832 nucleotides. Its product is annotated as serine/threonine-protein kinase DCLK2-like. Bases 789 to 2966 code for a protein of 725 amino acids. The record is from RefSeq and is a predicted model, not a curated record. The transcript has 16 exons. Gene Ontology annotation, biological process: protein phosphorylation; intracellular signal transduction. Gene Ontology annotation, molecular function: ATP binding; protein kinase activity. NCBI's taxonomy places the organism in Eukaryota, Metazoa, Chordata, Actinopteri, Cyprinodontiformes, Poeciliidae.